AUGGAUAUUAACAGAAAUAAUGCUUUUUUCGAAAAGUUAAAAGAAAAUGUUACGGAUACUUUCGACCGUUUGCGAAAAGCGAUUGAUAUGAGGGAGAAGCUUCUGCUCAGACAGCUUACCGUUUUGGUACAACAAGCCCAGCACAUCACGUUCGAGUACGAUAGUAUACGUUUUCUGGGCGACGGCGAGGAUGAACUGGUUGGACGCAUACGCACGUACGGCAGGUACAACAUCGACAACUUUAACGUAAUUCUACAGAAGGAACCAUACGAAAAUGAAGAUUACAUUCUCCCAUCGAAUGACCACGAUCUGAUGCACAAAAGCUGUCGCCAAGGUGCGGAUGAUGAACGAAAUCCGGAGAGUGAGGAGAUUGUGGUGGAGUUUUUCAACAACCGUAGCCUCAUUAAGGACAGCGCCGAAAUGGUUCGUGAAUCGAUCAUAAACCUUACAUUGAACGAAAGCCGCGAGCUCAUCGAUCGAACCAUCGGUGGGAGCAGACCGUACCAAGGGGCUGUAGAUGUGACCAACGAAGAACAGCCAACAGUCGACGGCACAGAAUCUUCAUUGCGUGCAUGUAAAAUCGAUCCAACAACGCAUCGGUUGAACAGGGGUCGCAACUCCCUCACCGACAUACCAUUCGAUUCACUUUCUUUCCAAGGUGAUCAGCAACAGGAACAGGAUGGUAGUAACAACAACGUAGUUAGCGUUGCCAAUGGCAACUCGAAGCACAUCCGUACUGUAUCGCGUGAUGGUGAAACAGUGAUUUCACUUUCGCUACCGCCACAGCGCAUGAUACCGAAAGCUUCACAAACGGAUGGAUUGAUUGUCGCCAGUGCCACCGAUUCGGAAGGGAACAUUCGCGAACCGACGACCUGCAAGGCGGCAAUAGAUAAGCGCAUGAAAAAUGUAAACCAUGUUACGAUGAACAGCUGUGGUAGUACGAUCAAUCUGAAGAACGUCACUAAUCUUACGAUUAAUUCUUGCUCGGAACGACCACAAUUAAAGGAAAAAGAACGAACAAUACCGGAGACGGAUCCCAAAUGUCCCUCAGAGGAAGGCAGUCCGGAGUGUGGUUUCUACAAGCGGCUUAUAACGGAAAAUAAAAUCCUACGCAACCAUAUACUCAAGUCGAAGCUGGGCGGAGGAGUAGGAUCCCGCUUCAUAAAAUCACAACAGCCAAUGGUGAGCUCCUCCGCGUCCGUCGGUCGCUCGUUAUCCUCGGUUACGAACGAUGAAACGAUUACAAACUCUAAGCAACCAUCUCAAGACACCGAUGGUCUUUCGAGUAGCGGCAGCAGCACCAGCAGUAGCAUUGUUCCUCCGGUGGUACAAGAAACCAAUCUUAACAUUCCACUUUCAGAGCAGGAAUUACAGCAAAUGUUUGACGGGGUACCUACCUCCAUGUACGAAAAAAGCCUUUCAUUUGUGCUGGGUGAACUGUACGGAAUGCAGGGCGGGUUGGAUGGUAAUGGUGCGGCUACUCUAACAAGUUCCGGCCCAGGUAAAACAAAAGAUCACACAAUGCAGAUUCAACAGUGGUUGAAGCAAAUUAUCUCGGAAGCGGAAACAGAACCGUUUCAAAAUGCAGAGAUGCUUGAGUUUAGCAAAAUUCAUGAUUAA
This is a messenger RNA of Anopheles marshallii, 1620 nucleotides long. RefSeq lists its product as uncharacterized. The transcript is spliced from 2 exons. Lineage: Eukaryota; Metazoa; Arthropoda; Insecta; Diptera; Culicidae. Bases 1 to 1620 code for a protein of 539 amino acids. The record is from RefSeq and is a predicted model, not a curated record.